AUGGUUUGGUUAUUAGUGAGUUUUGUGUUAAUAUCUCAAUUAUCAACAACGCUUGCAUCAUAUAAUUGUCGUCAAUGCUCUCAAACGUUCGCUUUAAACAUACAAUUGGGUCAAGUACCGGUCGGAUGUCCAUUAAAAAAUGGCACAAGUACCAUUUGUGUCGCCACGUUGCGACUUGAUUUUGCAGAAAAUAAUGCAGCAGUGACUUUGGAUGGCUUACUCCAAGAAUCAUUGAAUGACUCCAAUGGUACUCGACUGAUUACACAUAGUACGAAGAUGCGAUUUGAUACCUCAGAAUUUGAGCGCACAGUCCAAGUCUACUGCUUCUCGAACGAUUCGUGUUUUAGCGAUAUUAGUUAUAUUCACGACCUAGGUAGAAGACUUCAAGUCGGUAGAUCACGAGCAGAACUUCAACCUGACUUGUAUAAUUCUUCGCAUGCGACUGAUGAUUUGUCCUGUGACAACAAUCAGAAUCAAACGAUACCCUGUCCGAAUGGCUUGUGCCAGUUAAUUUAUGAUGGCGAGUCACAAUACAUUCGAAAUUGUAUUCCUAAUGGAUUUUCUGUUUUACCACCUGGCAUCUUCAUUGCAUCAAGUAUGAUCGACAGCUUUAAAAACGAGUCUUCUUUCAUAUAUAUUUGUAAUCGAAAUCGAUGUAAUAAUAUGAGUAUGGCUAGAAAAGUACGGCAAACUCUCAAAGAUUACGGAUUAUUAGAACCAUUUUAUGAAACACCAAUAUACGUGUUAGAAACGACAACAACGACGGCGACCACCACCACAGCUGAAACAACUACUACAAAAUCAAAAGGCAUAACAAUGGAAAUUCUUCCUGGUAUCACUGCUAGUAUUCAAUUGAUUUUAUUUCUCGUAUUCAAAAACCUAUAA
Adineta ricciae is the source of this 885-nucleotide messenger RNA. The record is from the annotation of a GenBank genome assembly. NCBI's taxonomy places the organism in Eukaryota, Metazoa, Rotifera, Eurotatoria, Adinetida, Adinetidae.